Molecule: messenger RNA, 1932 nt
Organism: Protopterus annectens (West African lungfish)
Lineage: Eukaryota; Metazoa; Chordata; Ceratodontiformes; Protopteridae
Gene: FYTTD1
Product: forty-two-three domain containing 1
Biological process (GO): mRNA export from nucleus
Molecular function (GO): mRNA binding
Source: RefSeq, a predicted model, not a curated record
AGUGUUCAACGUCGUUUCUACUAUAUUGUCUGUGAGUCUGUUGUAGGGUGGACGUUUUGUAUUGAGUUUAGGUUAAGCUUUUUAAUCGUUCGCUGGCUUUAUGUGGUAAAGGUAUCGUUAUACGUUUUAUCGACUACCGUUAGGGUAUUGUUUUAUAAUCCUGCUGACUGGCCUGUUGGAUCACUGACUGAUAAACGUUAUUUCUGUAAACAUGAGUGGUUUUGGGCUUAGUUCAGCCCGUGAGAACGGCGGCAGGAGAACUUCUGAUAACGUUGUGGACAAGCUUAACAUGUCUUUAGAUGAGAUUAUUAAGCUAAACAGAAGGGAGAGGCUGAAAAACAGGGCAGUAUUUAAGAGAGGAAGGUCAAGGAUGAACCAGGGGCGUCAGCAGAAGAGAUUUCUGUCAUUUGGGAGGAGAGGAGCUUUGCGUCGGAUCCAGCAGCAAAGAGGUGGAGUUAAAAGAAGGCUGGGCCUCAUGGGGAUAAAGACCACAGUGAGGCGACGUGUUCGUGGAGUCAUUACAGGCUUGGCUGCCAAGCGAUCAGGAGUUGCAAGGAACCUAAACAGGUCAUCGUUAAAUCAGAAGAAUCUGCAGAGGUUUCGCCCAGUGUUCCAGAGGCAGUUACAGAAUCAGGGGCCAGCAGAGGGUGCAAGAUGGCAAACUGUGACAUUGACAAGAUCCCUGGAUUCAAAAAGGAGCAUUACGAUAAUUAGAACACCUAGAAAAGCAGUAGUUACCAGAACAGCAGCAUCUCAGCAGAAAGCAGCUCGGCAAGCAGUAUUUCUGUUCAGGAGAGGCCUAAAGGUACACUGGCGAACAUCCAUCACAAAUGGAGGAAUUUUAACUGUAUCCAUAAAUAAUCCUGAAGCUCGAAUGUUGCCAGUGACACAGAUUCAAAGGCCAAGGCUGACACGACCUUUGUUUGCACCCUUACUUAUUAAGAAAGAUGGUGAGCCAGAAGAGAAGAAGAUUCCCAAAGGUGUUCCUUUGCAGUUUGAUAUAAACAGCUUGUGGAAGCAGACAGGAAUGACACUAAAUGAGCGUUUUAAGAUUCUUAAAGAGCAGAGAACAGCAACUACCCAGAGCAGGGGAAUACGUCUUGUAACAGUUGGGCAAAAUUUCUAGAAGCAACUUUAAUUUCUCUUCCAUUCUGCACUGAAGGUGUUUUACAGGAUAUGGUAGAAGUUCACUGCUCGUUUAUUUUGAACUUUGGGACACAGAACUGAAAUGAAUUAUUUUUCACUUUUUACAAGGUUUUUGUGCUGCUAACAGCAAGUUAAAUUCUUCUUUUAAGUAAAUGUCCUGGAUUUUAGGCUUGUAUGCCUUUUCUUGUCUGAGCAGGUAACUUUCAUAUUAUACACAUUUCUGUAUGCAGCUGACAAGAAGUGGAAAUGUGUUGCUUGUACAGAUCCAUUUUCUAUAAGAAAAGUUGUUAAAGAACGUAAAGAUGGCUCCACAGUUUGAGGAGGACAUUUUCAAGCCAUGAAACAAAAUAGAUGACUUUUCUGGUAGAAUCUUCAUUGCAUAGUAGUUUGGUCCAGAUGUAACCAGUGAAAAUGCAAUGAAUUUUUAUAGCAGCGCGUGGAAAAAGGCAAGUUGUGAUAGCCCCAAAUUUUAGCAUAAUGUUAUGCUGUUUGAAUGGGACACUGCUUUCAGUAUUAUUGUAAAGAAAGAUUAACUCAAGCACAUCUGCCAGCCAUUUAAAAAUGCCACCAUUCUGAUGGAAGUAUUGUUUUGUCUGGAAAGAACAUUUCAUGAAUGUGAAAAUAAGGUUUCAUGCAUAUGCAAGCUCAUUUUUGCAGAGGUCAGUGCCCACAAACACUGGGUUCAUUAUGCACAAGUCAGGUACAUUAUUGUAUCAGAUGUUUAUAGACAUGUGUACAUUACAGUUUUUAAACAUUGUUUUUGAAAAAUAUUGAAUGGAAAAUUUA